This is a messenger RNA of Dermatophagoides farinae (American house dust mite), 2164 nucleotides long. RefSeq lists its product as uncharacterized. The record is from RefSeq and is a predicted model, not a curated record. NCBI's taxonomy places the organism in Eukaryota, Metazoa, Arthropoda, Arachnida, Sarcoptiformes, Pyroglyphidae.
UCCAUUCAUCAUCAUCAUCAUCAUCAUUUUUUGUUGUUGUUGUCGUCAAUAUUAAUUUCGAAAUUUCGAAUCCUUAACAACAAAAAAGGAUUAUUGGAUGCAAUCAACAUUCUACUGCUGUUGCUGCUGCUACUACUACUACGUUAUUCAAAUAUGAUAUCAUCUUUUCUGAUCAACUUGACUGCAACGAUAUAAACAGAAUUUUUUUUUUUAAUCAUCAUUCAUCCAAAUGUGUAAACAAAGCUUAUGAUAAUCAACAAUCGUGAUCCAAAAAAAAAAAAAAUUUAAUUAGUCAAUAACAACAACAGUGACAGAAAUAAAAAUGGCCCAAAUUUAUCGAUCCAAAUCAUCAUCAUCAUCAUUAUUAUUGAUAACAAUAAUAUCGACAACAUUAAUAUCAUACACUUGUUCAUUACCCGUUUCAUCAUCAUCAUCAUCAUCAUCAUCAUCAUUGGUAUUGAAACAAAAACCAUCAGAAUCACCAUUCUGUCAAUCGCAUGCCAAUAUAAAUCAAGUAUAUAAUAUUGGCAAUGAUAUUUAUCUGGCAUUAAAUUCACGUUCCAUUUAUCGUUUUGAUGUGAAACAAAAACAAUUAUAUAAACAUAAAUAUGAUAUUAAUGAAUUAUUUGGUAAAAAUAAUUUCCGUUGGAUUGAUACUGUCAUCAGUUUAAAUGGUGUAUGCAAAAUUUCAGACAUAUGUCAAGGUGAUCAAUAUGAUCAUGAUCUUGAACGUAUACACAUUGUUAUCGGUGGCCGUAUUAUUGAUAAAGAUCGUUCAUAUGGUCUUGCAUUAUAUGAUCUUAAUGAUGAUGGUGAUGGCAAAUUACGUUUAUUGGAUCGAAAAUCAUUGGAUUCAACAUUGUUAACACGUUUAAAUCGUACCGGUUUAGAUAUUAAUAUGUUAGAACGUGAAGGUUCCAUUAUGUAUGGAUCAUUUUGGCCAUCACAAAAUGGUGUUCAAUCUGGCAAUCUUUACUAUCGUUCUGGAUUAUUUGUACCGGAUAAAUCGGAUUUAUUUUUCUCUGUAUAUGAUACGAUGACCGGUUUAUCACAACGUAUAAUUCGUAAACAAUUAACGGUCACUACAAACGAUAGGCAACAAAAAUCAUCAUCAUGGGAAAAUCUUAAUGAUCAAAUGAUUGAUGGAAAAUUUGUAAUUGGAAUGUUUAAUUUUGUUCCUAAACAUCGUUCAUUUGGUUUAACAGAUAAUAUGGAAAUAUUGGAAUUUAUAUGGACAAAUUUCGAUGAACAGAAUCCACAUGAUGAAAUUCGAUUCAUUCCAAAGGGUUCUAUACGUGAAUUAUUAAAUUGUUAUGACAAUUCAACCGAAUUGGAAAAUGAAUCAUCAACAAUAACCGCUAGUCCAACUACAACAACAACGACAACGACAACAACCACCACGACGACGACGACUACGACUACGACAACAUCAACAACGACAAUGAAACCAGAAACUGUAACCAAAUUACCAUUACCACCAAAAGUGAAUAAUAUUGAUGAACCAAAAACAAUUGAUAAUAUCAAACCAAACAGGAAUGAUGUCAGUAUUGAUGAUGAUGAUAAUGAUAAUGAUGAUGAUGAUGAUGAACAGGAAGAAAUACCAAUAUCUGAAGAAAAUGAACCACCAAGUUUAAAUGAUAUUGAUCAUCAACGUGAUGAUCCAAAUAAUGUAAACAUUUAUGCAAAUCAUAAUCAUAAUCAUCAACAACAACAACAUUAUGUCAACAAUAAACAUCUGUCAUCAUCGAUUGCACCGGAAUUGGCUGAAGCAUCUGCACGUGGUCCAUAUAAUUCACAUGAUAGUGGAUUAGUAUGGACAUUUGCAAUCCUGACGACAAUGUUGGUCAUUUUAGCCAUCAUUAUUCUUGUGCCCAUAUUGAUUAUAAGAUAUCGAUCUCGAAAGAAUCAAAAAAUGUAUUUGAAUGCAAAAAAAUCAUCAAAUUCAAUGAAAAAACAGAAAAAUGCUAAUGGCCUUGAUCAAUCAAAUUGUUCGGAAGAGGUUCAAUUGAUGAAUACAUCGAAUAUUGAUAAAUAAUCGAACUAUUAUCACAUGAUUCUCUCUCUCUCUCUCUCUCUCUGCCUAUCCUAUACUAUCCGCGUUAUUCAAUAUUAUUAUUAUUGUUUUUCUUUUUUUUUUUUGAAUAUUUUGUAUAUGAUAUAAACA